Suhomyces tanzawaensis NRRL Y-17324 is the source of this 1980-nucleotide messenger RNA. RefSeq names its product DEAD/DEAH box helicase. The record is from RefSeq and is a predicted model, not a curated record. Lineage: Eukaryota; Fungi; Ascomycota; Pichiomycetes; Serinales; Debaryomycetaceae. Bases 1 to 1980 code for a protein of 659 amino acids. The transcript has a single exon. Gene Ontology annotation, molecular function: ATP binding; hydrolase activity; DNA binding.
AUGUUGAAACUACGUGACUAUCAAGUCAAUGCAAUAGAAUCAGUCCAUAACGCUAUCGCAAGAGGAAUCAGACGACCAGCAGUAGUCCUUGCAACAGGUGGUGGAAAGACGGUGGUCUUCUCUCAUAUCAUAAAGGAUUUGGCACCACUGCUACCCUCUAGAGGUAACAAGACGCUUGUAUUGGCGCACAAGGAAGAAUUGGUGCAUCAGGCUGCAAAGACCAUCUCCUCCACAUAUCCUGAAGCCAAAGUUGAUAUUGAUAUGAGGAAUUUGAAGCCCUCUUCGGAUGCUGAAAUAAUUGUGGGCUCUGUUCCUACGUUAAUACGAAGCUCUCGGUUAGAGAAAUACAAUCCUUCUGAAUUCAAGGCCAUUAUCCUCGAUGAAUGCCAUCAUGCAACAGCCAGUUCAUGGUUAAAAAUACUAAAAUACUUCGGAGCAGACACCGCUAGCCUGGAGAUAUAUGUAUUAGGUUUCACUGCCACGUUGGAAAGAAAUGAUGGAAAGAAUUUAGGAGAGAUUUUUGAUGAAAUUGUCUACGAAAGAAGUUUACUCGAAAUGGUAAAAAACAAAGAAUUGGUGGACGUUAAGUUUUCAUCGAUAGAUGUCCAUGUGGAUUUGGACAAGGUAGCCUCUAGAAAAGAUGACUACCAAAUCAGUAGUCUUUCGGAGGCCAUGAACACGGCGGAUGUUAAUUCAGUUGUUGCUUUGUCAUAUAUCAAGCUACAAAAGGAGUUCAACUUCAAAUCCACAUUGAUCUUUUGUGUUGAUAUUAAUCAUUGUAAAACUUUAUGUGGGGUGCUACAAAAACAGGGUAUCAAUGCACAAUAUAUAACGGGUGAGACCUCAAAGCAUGAGAGAAGGGCAAUUAUAGAUGACUUUAAGAGCGGAAUAAUAAAUGUGUUGUGCAAUGUUCAGGUUUUCACAGAAGGUACUGAUAUUCCCAACAUUGACUCUCUCUUCUUAGCCAGGCCAACAAAGUCGAGGGUACUAUUAGUUCAAAUGAUAGGUAGAGGUUUGAGAUUAUACAAAGGUAAAUCGCAUUGCCAUGUGAUUGAUAUUGCGGGAACCAAAGGAACGGGUAUCCAAUCGGUUCCUACAUUGUUCUCCCUACCACCAGACUAUGUUAUACACGGCAAGUCUUAUGAACAAUUAACCCAAGAAAAAGAGCAAUAUGAUUUGGAACAAGAACAAUUGAAGAAGGAAAACUUGAACAAAGAACAAGCUCUCAAGCUUUUGGAAAUGCAGAAGAAAAGUGAACAGUUGUUCGAGAUGGAGGAUCUUGUACAAAGUGUUGAUUUAAACGUCUCAACAUACGAUGGGUUCCUAGCACUAGAAAAGGAAAGUACCAAAAAAUACCAAUUAGUCAAAGUUGUAAAUGAGGAGUUUUCCAACAAUUACCUCCCUUGGAUAAGAUUAGAGUAUGACUUAUGGGGGUUGCUGGUUGACCAAUUACAUUUUUUGUUGAUACGCAAGCUUGUGGAAGGAGAUACUACUAAAUGGAAUCUUAGCUUGAAUCGGUUUGCGAGCAAUGCCCAACUUGUCUCGAGUUCGUUUAUGUGUCCAAGACAAUCAGUUGUCUCUGACAUAUCAACUAGUACGAAUCUUCAAUCAUUGUUGAUCGAUGCUGAGAAGUUGGCCACUUCGAUUGAUAAAUCCUUCAGAUUUCGUGUAAAAGAUUUCCAGAAGCCAUUAACACCCAAACAGGCCAGUUAUCUCAUACCAAAAAUGAUUCAAAAGCUAAACCAGUUUUAUGAUGUUACAACCCAAAUGGAGGAAUCUUUGAAGGACCAAAUCCAAGGUCUCUCUAAAAAACGCGCUGGUGGUUUGAUAUUCGCGUUCAAGUACUCCAAAAAAUCGCUUUGGAUUCGCUGGGAGUUGCAAAAGAUGGUUGGGCCUGACCGGAAAGCACUCUCAACUAUGAAGAAGAUGACUAGCAUACAACGUGAAAUCAAGGAGCUAAAGGAGCAGAUUGUUCAGUGA